AUGAGCUCUAAUGCAGUGACAACAGAGUUAGAGAUAAGUGGACAACAUUCCCACCAUGCUGAACACUAUAAAGAUUCAGUUUUUGAUCAAGAUUGUGAAUUACCUGCAAACUUAUAUGAACCUGAAGAGCCAAUGGAAGAAACACCACCUUCAUAUAUAAAUAAUGAAUACCAUAUGAAUGCAUCCACUCAACCUGCAGUUGUAGAAGAAGCAGAACCAUCAGUAAUAAUAAUAAAUCAAGAAUCUGAAUGCUCUAAAGAGGAUAAUCAUUCGUCAACAGUUUUCAACAGUACCAUGAUAGAUCUUCCUAGCGUAAGUCUUGCAAGCUGUUUCACAACUUCUUUUAUGAAUAAUUUGGAAAAUGAGCUAGAUGAAUUAGAGUUACCUAUAAUAGAUAUUUCCCAAAUAGUCAUUAAUCAAGACAAAGAUACUCCAAUCAACGCUCAAAUGUUUACCAGCCCAGACCUUGAUAUAAUCCAAGUUGUUGAAUCUUCCGAUACUCCUGUUGACAUAUCCCUCACCCAAAAUAAAGAAAUUGAACUAAAUAUUACCAAACCUCUGAUAGUCCAAAAGCUGACCAUCAGAGUACCAAUAAUGGAGAAGAAAAAAUUAUCACCAAAAAAAUUAAGAUACUUAAACCGUUUAGUGAACCAGCUGAAAAAACACCAGAAACUAACAUAA
Molecule: messenger RNA, 681 nt
Organism: Ceutorhynchus assimilis (cabbage seed weevil)
Lineage: Eukaryota; Metazoa; Arthropoda; Insecta; Coleoptera; Curculionidae
Source: the annotation of a GenBank genome assembly